Notothenia coriiceps (black rockcod) is the source of this 598-nucleotide messenger RNA. It is a transcript of the gene evpll, whose product is annotated as envoplakin like. Gene Ontology annotation, cellular component: intermediate filament; cytoplasm; membrane. NCBI's taxonomy places the organism in Eukaryota, Metazoa, Chordata, Actinopteri, Perciformes, Nototheniidae. Gene Ontology annotation, molecular function: structural molecule activity; cadherin binding. Gene Ontology annotation, biological process: wound healing; intermediate filament cytoskeleton organization. The coding region runs from base 35 to 598 and encodes 187 amino acids. The transcript has 4 exons. The record is from RefSeq and is a predicted model, not a curated record.
UCAGGCCCAGGACCUGGCUGUGGUGAUUUCUCGGAUGCAGGUAAAUGCCGACCAAGUAGAGAAGAGCAUCCUGGCUGCAGAGCAUCAUCUGGGCGUGGACACAGAGCGCGAUGAGAAGAAGCUGAAACUGUACCACCAGAGGGAGAACGCUGACACCCUGUCGCAGGCCGAGGGGCUCCUGAAGGACCUCUUCAUGGACGUGGACAAAGCCAAGAGGCUGGGGCACCCGCAGGCCCACGAGAUCGAGAAGGACGUGAAAAACCUCCACGAUCGCUGGGUGAAGGACUGUUCCAUCUACAGGGAGCUGUACUCCCAGGUCAAAACUCUGGAUCCCAAACAGAAGAUCGACUGGGGGCCUCUGCUGGACGACAAAAUGAGACAGUUAAAGUCAGACGCGUACGGCCCAAAGCUGCCUGACGUGGAGAAGCAGAUGGCAGAACAUAACAUCCUGCACCAGGAGAUCGAGGCGUACAAAGACCAGCUGCAGCCCAGCAGCACCAGCUCCAAGGUAACAGCACACAACCAGAGAGGGGCCGACCUCCAGCAAACAGUGUUACAUCACAAUCAAUACAUACAUAUGGCAAAGAAACGUUUAUGA